Staurois parvus is the source of this 609-nucleotide messenger RNA. The record is from the annotation of a GenBank genome assembly. Lineage: Eukaryota; Metazoa; Chordata; Amphibia; Anura; Ranidae.
AUGCAGGACCCGGCGGAGGCUUCAUCGUCCCGGGAAGAGGAGGAAGAAGAGGACGCGGUGGGGGAGAAUGAAGGCGGCCAGUACACGGAGGUCCCGCUCGUCUAUUACACUAUGAUGGCUGCUGAUGAUGAUGGCGCCGACCUGCUGGACACCUCCGACCCCAGGGACAGCACGGCCAGUCCCGAGGAGCUGGAGGACGACGACAACUCAGGGGACAAUGACAGUGUGGUGACCAAGACGUGUACCUACCCGGGCUGCCAGGAGACCACCAGCCAGGUGGCCAAACAGAGGAAACCCUGGAUGUGUAAGAAACAUCGCAACAAGAUGUACAAAGACAAGUACAAGAACAAGAAGAAGAGCGACCAGGGGGUCACCACCGCCAGCAAGCUGGAGGAUAGCGCAGAGUGCUCUGUGUCUCUUACAAAACAAAGAACUGGAUCUGUUGGGGAUCGUCCUCCUCGCCCUACAUUGCUGGAACAAGUGUUAAACCAGAAAAGACUUUCCCUUUUAAGAAGUCCAGACGUUGUCAAGUUUCUUCAGACCCAGCAGCAGCUUCUCAGUCGACAGGCUGUUGAACAGAGACAGUCUUUUCAAGGAGCAUCACUUUGA